Messenger RNA from Peronospora matthiolae, 2397 nucleotides. Lineage: Eukaryota; Oomycota; Peronosporomycetes; Peronosporales; Peronosporaceae. The record is from the annotation of a GenBank genome assembly.
AUGGAGGGACCGUCAACUAUAACGUGGAGAAAUGAUUACACAGCACUCAAGACGCCGGUCGUCGACAUAGGCGGCAGCCCAGGAAGUCAGUUUUUGACUCACAAGGCCACACCGUCCGUAGCUAUUCAUGUCGUUCGCUUCUUCAUUGCGCUGGGCAUCGCUGUGUUCAUCUUCGGAAACAUUGCGACGUGGGCACCAAUGUAUGAGCUCCAGUUGUUGAACACGAUGCAAGACUGGUGGAACGGGUACCCGAACAUGCCCGACAUGGGCAGCCACAGCCACGCUCUCUUGGACACGGGCAUUGGACGGAACAUCACGGAGACGGGUCACACGGAGAUGAUUCGUCCGACGUUCCUCUUCAUCUUCUGCAUCUUUCCUUUUAUUGUCAGUGUCCUGCUCAUUGAAUACUUGCGCCACAUCAAUACAGCUCGACGCCUGACGUCGACGCUGAUCUGGCGCUUUGCCAUGCUCAUGCGUCGUAAGCCAAAGUUCCCGGUACUCGGUGUAUCGCGGUUCUCGGUGGGUGAGUGGAUUUUUGGAGUCGUGUACGUGCUCGGUGGCAAUGGUCUCUGCUGGUACUUUCAGUGGGACCGCCGCAUCGACAUGGCUACGGAGGCCGGCACUCUGGACACGACCAAGUACUGGAACAUCGUCGGUAUCAGCUCCUCGUACUUGUGUAUUUACAACAUGGCGUUUCUCCUCCUGCCUGUCACGAGAAAUUGUGGCUGGAUGGAGUUUUUCAACAUCUCGUACGCCAAUGGGGUCAAGUUCCACCGCUGGAUAGGAUUCAUGACGGUUUUUACGGCUGUCGUGCACAUGGCUGGGUACUGGGGCUCUUGGGUCCGAAAGGGCCAGUGGCAGGUCAACCAGCUACCGUGCCUUAACUGCGACUUCACGCUGGACAAUUCGGGAGGCGGCUAUUACGCCUGGUUCAACGUCUUUGGCUUCGUGUCCACGCUCGCACUCGUGCUUAUGAUCCCGACCUCGUUUCCCAUUGUCCGCCGUAAAGCCUACGAGUGGUUCUACAUCUCGCACUGGGUGCUGUUCGUUAUCGCCGUGUUCUUUGCAAUCCUGCACUGGGCUCAGAUCAUCUGGUGGAUUCUGCCGUCAGGCUGCGUGUGGUUCGUUAGUCGGACUGUUUCCAGCUGGAAUGCCAUGACUCCCGUCUCAGUAAAAGAGUUUCUGGUCGUUGGCGAUGGUGACGAUGAGCUGGUCAAGAUCGUCGUGAAGCGUACUGCACCAGGAACAUCCCCCUCGUCGUCGUCGUAUGACUACAAGGUCGGCAAUUUUGUCUAUUUGAAUGUACCUCAUAUCUCGAAGCUCCAGUGGCACGCGUUCACUAUUGCGUCUUCUCCAAAGUCGAGCGCCACCGACGUCGUUCUGUUGGUCAAGCCUCUCGGAGACUGGUCGAAGACAUUAGUGCAGUACGCCUUGGUCUGCCACCAUGACAACAUCGCACCGCUGAUGUACAUGGACGGUUUCUAUGGCGCCUCGCUGGAACUGUACGAAGACUACUCUACCGUCUGCUUAGUCGGCGGAGGUAUCGGUGUGACUCCUGUCCUGGCCAUUUUGGAUGAACUUGCUGCCAAGCUGUCCUGCAACAGGGUCUCGUGGAGUCAGCGUUUCACCUUUAUCUUCACAUUCCGUGAGCUGAGCGUGCUCCAGACAGUUGCGCCCGUGCUUGCAAAGCUUCGUCAGUUGGAUCCGCACGAGCAGUUCUUCCGCUCCCACCUGUUUGCAACGGGCACCUACUCGGACAGUGAUCUCACCCGGAGAUUGGACAUCCUGCCGAUGGAAGAAACCUUGGAUGGAGCAGCGAUAAAGUCCACGAGUCGAGAAGCUCGACCAUUCUACGAGCCAUUGCGCUCAAGCAACCUGAUGCGCUUCGUCAUGCUUCUUACGUUGUACGUUGUGUCUAUUGCAGUUGUGUUUGCUGUCCGAUGGGGAAACGGUAUCAUCCAGGGCGAAGACCGCUUCGAGUUGUGGCCGCUUGAGCGUGCAUUCCAGCUGACGAUGUUCUGCUUGACAAUCAUCGUCGUUUACGCUUUCGUAUACUACGAGUACAAGACGUUUUGCCGCCGCCACGCAACGACCGAGUCAGUGCCAAUGGCAUCAGCAUUUUAUCCGUCCAACGCCACUGUUUUUGGAGGAGACGUCCACUCUGUCGGCGACCUACUUCGUCACUUCAACGCCAAGAUGAACGAGCGCCCUAACAUGCAGUACCUGCUCCAGCAGACUCUAGAGAUCCACAAGAUGGAUGACAGCUCGGCGAGUGUUUUGCCCGUGGUCGGCGUCAUUGUUUCAGGCCCCGAGUCAUUGAAGAUUGCAACGAACGAGGCCGUUUUCGCUCUGGGUGGAGGCCACUUUGACGUGCACGAAGAGGAGUUUGAGUUGUAG